Molecule: messenger RNA, 1651 nt
Organism: Panthera uncia (snow leopard)
Lineage: Eukaryota; Metazoa; Chordata; Mammalia; Carnivora; Felidae
Gene: PRKAG3
Product: protein kinase AMP-activated non-catalytic subunit gamma 3
Exons: 12
Coding region: 1-1644 (547 amino acids)
Source: RefSeq, a predicted model, not a curated record
AUGUGGUGCCCUGCAUGUCUGGGAAUGGUUGGAUGUGUUUUUCCGAGUGUGUCUAAGUGUUGGUGUAUGGGUGUGUUUGCGGGGGUGCACCUGUGCGUGCAUGCGUGUGCGUGCUUGCACGCGCACACGUGGUGGGAAAGGAAGCUACCCGUGGGUUCGGGGAUGCAGGGCGUUUCCCCACCCCUUCAGACAUUCUUCUCCUCACAGAACCCAUCCUGGAGCAGCCUUGGGGGACCUGAGCGUCAAGAGAUGAGCUGUCUAGAACAAGGAGAGAACACUUCAUGGCCAUCGCCGGCCAUGACCGCAGGCUCAGAAAGAAGCCAUGAGAAACAGGGGGCCAAGGCCUCGAGGUGGACAAGGCAGGAGGCUGUGGCGGAAGGGCAGCUGCCGGGUCUGGGGGAAGAUCCCCAGGCCAAGCCACCUGCUGAGUACGCCGGGCUGGAGGCCACGUUCCCCAAGGCCACACACUUGUCCCAGGCUGCUCCUUUGGCCAAAGUGGGCGCCCCACCAACAGAGUGGGACAUCUUCCCCCCUAACCACGAAGCCUCGGCCGCUGGCUCCAGCACAGACGAGCUGGAGCUGGACAUAGGGUUCCCAGCCACAGCAUCGUGGGGGUAUGAGCUCGGCCUGGUGGAAGAGAGGCCUGCCCUGUGCCCAUCCCCACGGGCCCUGUUACCCAGGCUGGGCUGGGACGACGAACUGCAGAAGCCGGGGGCCCUGGUCUACAUGCACUUCAUGCAGGAGCACACCUGCUACGACGCCAUGGCAACCAGUUCCAAGCUGGUCAUCUUCGACACCACGCUGGAGAUCAAGAAGGCCUUCUUUGCCCUAGUGGCCAACGGCAUCCGGGCGGCACCGCUGUGGGACAGCAAGAAGCAGAGCUUCGUGGGGAUGCUGACCAUCACAGACUUCAUCCUGGUGCUGCAUCGCUAUUACAGGUCCCCGCUGGUCCAGAUCUAUGAGAUUGAAGAACAUAAGAUUGAGACCUGGAGAGAGAUCUACCUUCAAGGCUGCUUCAAGCCUCUGGUCUCCAUUUCUCCCAGCAGCAGCCUGUUUGAAGCCGUCUACACCCUCAUCAAGAACCGGAUCCACCGUCUGCCGGUCCUGGACCCGGUCUCAGGCGCCGUGCUCCACAUCCUCACACACAAGCGACUGCUCAAGUUCCUGCACAUCUUUGGCUCCCUGCUGCCCCAGCCCUCCUUCCUCUCCCGCACCAUCCAAGAUCUGGGCAUUGGCACAUUCCGAGACUUGGCCGUGGUGCUGGACACGGCGCCCAUCCUGACGGCCCUGGACAUCUUUGUGGACCGGCGCGUGUCUGCGCUGCCUGUGGUCAACGAAGCUGGACAAGUCGUGGGCCUCUACUCCCGCUUCGAUGUGAUUCACCUGGCUGCCCAGCAAACCUACAACCACCUGGACAUGAGUGUGGGCGAAGCCCUGAAGCAGAGGACACUGUGUCUGGAAGGAGUCCUUUCCUGCCAGCCCCAUGAGAGCUUGGGGGAAGUCAUCGACCGGAUUGCCCGGGAGCAGGUACACCGGCUGGUGCUGGUGGACGAGACCCAGCAUCUCCUGGGCGUGGUGUCCCUCUCCGACAUCCUUCAGGCACUGGUGCUCAGCCCUGCUGGCAUCGAUGCCCUCGGUGCCUGAGAAUAUC